AUGGCGAACCAAGAAACUUUUUCAAGUCAACAGAGAAUUAGGUCUCAGCUUUUGGAGUCCCUGGAGAAGAAGAUCACUUCCAACGAAGACAAUUUUGAGGGUCUGAAGACCUACAAGCAGAACUGGUCCUCCUUUAUUUAUAGGAUUCCAGUUGAGACUCGUAAAGUAGAUGAACGUGCCUAUACACCGAGCGUCGUGUCCAUUGGGCCUCUUCACAGAGGGAGCGAACAUCUGAAAGCAAUGGAGGAGGACAAAUUGAGCUACAUGCAGUACCUUUUUCUCCAUUUCACUGAUGCUGCGGAAAGGCUAGAACGUUGUGUGGACGCUAUGUUUGAUAACGAAUCUUAUGCUCGUACGUGGUAUGCAGAGUUGAAGAUUAGAGUUGAUAAUGCAGAAUCAGCAAGGGUCAAGUUCGCAGAAAUGAUGCUUAUUGAUGGCUGUUUCAUUCUUGAACUUCUAUUCAAGAAUUACAUACGAAGUACAAACCCCACCAUUAGGGACCCCAUUUUGGACAACUAUUCCAUGACGGCCGCGGUCCGACAUGACCUGAUGCGACUGGAGAAUCAGAUUCCCUUCUUUGUUCUUGAUACAUUGUUCAACCUCACAGUGGCAAGUCUACUAAAAGACUACGAAAUCUCUCUCAAGGGAUGUAUCUUCUUAUUCUUUGGGGGUAUGAUUGGCUUACAAAGAAUACCAAACCCGAAUCCCGUAAACCCCAUUCACAUACUCGAUCUUUUACACCGUUGCUACUGGCCUUCUGGUGAUCUUAAUUACCCAUCGGCCACAUCACAAUCCAAAUUCGAAUAUUCUGCAACACAACUUGACUUGGCAGGAGUCAAGUUUAAGGCAGCUGUUUCUGAAAUCAACAACCUUUUCAAGGUAAACUUUCGUAUUGAUCAUUCUUGUUUUCAUGUGUUUACAAGUGGUUGCUUUGAAAUUCCACCUUUCUCCAUUACUUCCUCAACCGAACCAUUUUUGAGAAAUCUCAUUGCUAUGGAGGAAUUUUACUUUGACGGAAGGUUUCGUUAUUUCACAUCUCAUGCUUUCCUUAUGGAUAAACUCAUCAACACCGCGAAGGAUGUUGAUCUGCUUGUACAAGCAGGAGUGAUACGCAACUAUUUGGGUUCGAGUGAAGAGGUGGCGCAUCUCUACAACAAUAUAUGCAAUAAUGUUUAUGUAGGUGGUUUCCACUUUAAUGAGCCAUGCAAUCAGGUGACUGAUUACUGCAACCUUUUCUGGCCAAGGUGUGUAGCAAGACUUAAUCGUGACUAUUUUGGUAAUCCAUGGACAGGCUUAUCAGUCUUUGCUGCCAUUUUCAUUUUUGUCCUCAGCUCGCUGCAGACAAUCUAUGCCAUCCUUGCUUAUUAUGGUAAGAACUAA
Cornus florida is the source of this 1380-nucleotide messenger RNA. RefSeq names its product UPF0481 protein At3g47200-like. Bases 1 to 1380 code for a protein of 459 amino acids. The transcript has a single exon. Lineage: Eukaryota; Viridiplantae; Streptophyta; Magnoliopsida; Cornales; Cornaceae. The record is from RefSeq and is a predicted model, not a curated record.